Molecule: messenger RNA, 549 nt
Organism: Mesorhabditis spiculigera
Lineage: Eukaryota; Metazoa; Nematoda; Chromadorea; Rhabditida; Rhabditidae
Source: the annotation of a GenBank genome assembly
AUGGGCCUCCUCACCGUCAUCCGCAAGUUGCGGGCCCGUGAGCGCGAGAUGCGGAUCCUGAUCCUCGGGCUCGACAACGCCGGCAAGACGACCAUCAUGAAGAAGUUUCUCGGCAAAGACACCAACGAAAUCGCGCCCACUUUCGGAUUUAACAUCGAGACGGUCAAAUUCAAGGAUUGCAACCUGAACCUGUGGGAUGUGGGUGGGCAGACGAGCUUCCGCUCAUACUGGAAGAAUUACUUUGAACAGACCGACGCUCUUGUCUGGGUGGUCGACUCGAUGGACCGCGAGCGAUUGGAGCAAUGCGCCCAGGAACUUUGGAAUCUGCUACGAGAAGAACGUCUCCUCGGCGCCACCCUCCUCGUGCUCGCCAACAAACAAGACAGACCGUCGGCGCUGAAAAGCGAGGACAUUGCCAAGAUACUGAACCUGGACGCGAUCAAGACACACCAUUGGCGCAUCUACCCCUGCUCGGCAUUCACCGGCGAAAACCUGCUAGAGGGGAUAUCCUGGGUGUGCGAUGAUGUCUCCAGCCGGAUAUUCACCGAU